This is a messenger RNA of Eucalyptus grandis, 4145 nucleotides long. Its product is annotated as protein NO VEIN-like. The record is from RefSeq and is a predicted model, not a curated record. Gene Ontology annotation, biological process: leaf vascular tissue pattern formation; root development; embryo development ending in seed dormancy. Lineage: Eukaryota; Viridiplantae; Streptophyta; Magnoliopsida; Myrtales; Myrtaceae. Gene Ontology annotation, cellular component: nucleus. The coding region runs from base 399 to 4145 and encodes 1248 amino acids. The transcript is spliced from 9 exons.
CGACUGCUUCCGACGAAGAAGAUGGACCGGUCACCGCCAAUACGCCCUAGCCCUCCCAGCCGCGGCCGCGGAAGAGGCCGCGGCCGCGGAAAAGUUGGCGGACGCGGCCGUGGACCCCGCCUCCUCUGCAGCAACACCAGAAUUUUCACUAUCCUGCCGCUGCAGCCUGGACUCCUCCGGCUCUUCUCACGAGACCGCAAGAUCAUCAUCAUCAUGCUCACCAGCAUCAGCAACAUUCUGUUCCGAGCAACGUGGAGUGGCUGGAGAGUGUUGACCGGGCCGUCGCGAAGGCUCGGCGCGAUCUGCUCGCGGCUGGCGAGAGCGUCUCGUCCUGGAAGGUCUCGCAGGCCGCGGUCUUGGCUCUGCAGGUCGAAUCGUGGAGCUCCUUUGGACUCAGCAUGCAGCAAGUGCCCGCUCUUCAGAGCUUAAUGGCUGUUGAAGGAAAGAUAAAUUCAUUUAUCCAUUGCUUUGUGGAAACCCGGAGAAUCGCCUCAUUGUAUGAUCUGGAAAGGGCAAUCUGCAAAGAUGAGGGCAUUGAACGAUUUGAAGAGCUUGAAUUGGGCUCUUUUUUGCAAUAUCCGCUUGUUGUGCAUUACUUUUCCCUGAACAGUGAUGUGAUUGAAGUGUUUGAGAUAACUAGUGAGGAGAUUGUAUGUCAUCUUGGUGAAUACAUAUCUAUACACAAGAGUAGGAAAAACAUUGAGAUUGGGGACCUCCUCAGCUCUAUAGCCGAAAAGAAAUCAGUCUCAGAAGUGGAAAAGCUUGGAGUACGAAUUCAGAACCUGGGGCUUCAUAUAUCCUUUAUCUUAGAUGCAAAGAGAUCGGAAGAGACAUGCUUGAGGACAUAUCUGAAGGAGCUGACACAAGAAGUUAAUGAGCAGCGGCCAGUUGAUAUAUGUAUGGCAUUGAAGGAAGAUUAUAGUGGCAAGGACUUAAAUUUCGUUUCUUCAAGGUCAGAUGAUGAAGAUGGUGAUAACUUCUCAAAUGAAGAUAAGCAGCACGAUGAUGAUUGUAAUCGAGAUGAAAAAUCAGACCAACACAUGCACAUUGAUGCAGAAUGGCUUAAAAGAGACAUGGAAGAGCGGGACAAAUUUCUGACAAAUAAAGCCAAUUACACAAAAAAGGGUAAAAGAAAGAAAGGUGCUAGUCUGGUUCUGGAGACUAGUAAUAUGAGAGUUUUCAUGAAAACAUGGAAGGAGGCAUGUCAAGCAUCGUCUAUUUCCGAGGUCAUCGAGAAAAUGCUAGACAUGUAUGAAGUAUCCAAGAAAAGGCAACGCAAGAUUUGCGCCAUGCUUCCAUAUCCCUUGGUCGGGUUGUUAAAUGUCGCUGUAACUUGCAUAAAAUGUGGAAAGUUGGAAGAUGUAUAUGAUGCUAUUGGUAAACAAACGGCAGAUGGGAUCACUCUCUCGACCCCCCUGCCUGAAAGCAAAGAUAUACAUUCUACUUUAGAGAGUACAACCGACAAUGCUCGGCACAGUGCAAAACCUACAAAAAGUGUCACUGUUGAAGACAUUGCCAGAGAAAUUGGUGCUUAUUAUCAGCUUGAUCAUGAGAAAACAAGCAACAGCAAAUCAGUUUUGGAGAUGAGAGUUAAUUUGUUGAGAAAGCUUCUUGACUGUGGCCCUUGGCUGGCAAAGCAAUUUUUCGUUCAUGAAUUUGAGUCACUCGGUUAUGGAGAGUUUUUCAGUUUUCUGACGGAACACAUAUCUCUCAUGCCUACUGGGCUGAAACAGUUCUUGAAUGGUGACAUUUAUGAGAAGUCCCACUUUGAGGUUUGCAUGCUGCAGCAUCAGUUGAUGGUACUAAUAUCACAAGCAUUGAAUAGCUUGUGGGACGGUGAAGUAGUGACCAAACAGAUGAUUUCAACAUUGCUUUUGAAGCAAUUCCCCAAUCUCAGUUUCAAAAUGGAAGUUGGUUCAGUGGAGGAUUUUCUAAAUAUUGUUGGGGAUUAUAGAGGUACCGCAAUGUCAAAGUGCGUCCUUUUCUCUCAGACAUUGAUGGGUGCCCAUGGUCACGCUAUGCUGGCGCUUGAUGAUGAUUUUGCGGUUGAACUUGAAACCAUUGGUAGAGGAACUGAUGUCUCACCGAAAAUAGGAAUAUUGGAAUCAGUCUCAUCUCAGGAUGCAAUUGAAGUCUUACUAAGGGCGCCCAUGCUGUCAGAUUUAAGUCAUUGGUCACAUUGGGAGAUUGAGUUCGCUCCACAUCUUGGCCCUCUUGUAGGAUGGUUGUUGAAUGAAGUUAAUAGAACAGACUUGUUGUGUAUAGUGACAAAAGAUGGUAAUGUGAUCCGGAUUGAUAGUUCAGCUAGCGUGGAUUCAUUUCUGCAAUGUGCCCUUCAAUUAUCACCUUUCCAGACAGCCGUUCAAUUGCUCUCUUUGUUCUCAAUAGUUGGGGGACAAAAAUAUGUUCCUGUGUCUCUUUUAAAAUGCCAUGCACGUCGUGCAUUUGAAGUCAUCUUCAAUGAUCAUCUGGAACAUAAGGAAGGGACUGACAGUUGGAAUCUUCAGAUGCAAGAAAAAGCAGCCGGUACGUCAAAGCUGUUGGAUCAAGUUUAUGCUAGUAGAUCAUUCCAGAAUUCCACUAGCACGUGUAAUGCAGUGCUUGUUGCAUCGAGAUAUUUUCUUGAAUGCCUUGGUUAUAUUCCUUCAGAGUUUCGUACUUUUGCUGCUAAUGUGUUACUAUACGGCAUGCAAUCUGUCAUUAAACAUGUACCUUCAACCAUCUUGUCAGAAUGUAAGCUUAUGGAGGAACGGAUCAUGCUUCAUGAAGUGGGACUAUAUCUCGGUGUUGUGGAGUGGAUUGAUGACUACCGUGUUUUCUGCUCCUCUACUGAUGGUGAGAUAUGUAAGGCCUGUGAAGCUCCAUUGUUCAAAGCUGACGCCUCUAAGUCAAGCACAGGCUCACUGUCUGCUAUAUACAAUCCACAAAAAUCAAUUCCUGCGGAAGAAGACAAGAUUGUGCUCUCUCUUGUUUCUAAGGGUCAGAGUAUCAUAAAUAAUGAAAUCUGUCAAAGUUCUGAUAGUCCAGAAGUCUGCAUAGAUAAGGGUCUGGCACAAAACGAAACCGUUGAAUAUGAGGACGCUUGCUCAAUCAUUGAAUCUAUCAGGCGAGAAGAAUUUGGUCUUGAUCCUAGUCUUUCUAGUACAGACAGUAGCUUGUUGAAAAAGCAACAUGCCCGUCUGGGGAGAGCACUUCAUUGUCUUUCCCAGGAGUUAUACUCUCAGGAUUCUCAUUUUCUUCUUGAGUUAGUCCAAAACGCUGAUGAUAAUGUUUAUCUGGAAAAUGUGGAACCAACUUUAACAUUUAUUCUUCAAGAUUCAGGUAUCAUUAUUUUAAAUAACGAGCGAGGCUUUUCAGCUGAAAACAUCAGAUCUCUGUGUGAUGUUGGAAAUUCAACAAAAAAAGGAUCUCGUGCUGGAUACAUUGGGCAGAAAGGGAUAGGCUUCAAAUCAGUAUUUCGGGUAACAGAUGCUCCAGAGAUACAUUCUAAUGGAUUUCAUGUGAAGUUUGACAUAACUGAAGGUCAAAUUGGUUUUGUCUUGCCAACUCUUAUCCCUGCUUGCAAUGUCAAUUUAUUUUCUAGGCUGGUUUCUAGUGAUUCUGAUGAAAUGAAUGGUAGCUGCUGGAACACUUGUAUUGUACUCCCUUUUAGACCAAAACUGUCGGAAGGAAGUGCCAUGAAAAGCAUUUUAGCUAUGUUUUCAAAUCUUCAUCCAUCAUUGUUACUCUUUCUUCAUCGUCUCCAGUGUAUUAAGUUUAGAAACAUGCUGAACGAUUCACUGAUUAUUAUAAGAAAAGAGGUUCUGGGGGAUAAUAUUGUCAAGGUAUCUCAUGGGAAAGACAAAAUGACAUGGUUGGCAGUUUCUCGAAAGUUGCAGUCAGAUUUCAUUCGGCAUGAUGUGCAAACUACCGAGAUUGCGAUGGCAUUUACACUGCAGGAAGGAGAUUGUGGUUAUUACAUCCCCUUUCUAGCGCAACAGCCAGUAUUUGCAUUUCUUCCUCUGAGAACUUACGGUUUAAAAUUUAUUCUCCAAGGUGACUUUGUACUUCCCUCAUCAAGAGAGGAAGUGGAUGGAGAUAGUCCCUGGAACCAAUGGUUACUGUCAGAGUGUCCUGAGUUGUUUGCAAGUGGAGAAUCCAGGUAA